CACACAAAUUCUUGUUUGUAAGCGCUUUUCAAAUUUUUGUUCUUCAUGGGUUAUGGGUUCUUUUAACUGCUUCAGCCUUCACAGAAUAGGAGGAGCACACAGUGAAUAGAAGUGUGAAUAAUAAAAUAGGUCAGUUUAUAUAUUUUUCGCGUAAGAAUACUAGCCCCGGAAAAUGAAUGCCCUAAUGGCAGAAAUGGAAAAAAAAACCCACCUACCCGGUGGGUUUAGUCAAUGGGAGGAUUCUCCCAACCUCUCGGGAUAGUGACUUUGAGUCUAGCUCAGAUGAAGAGGAUGUGGAGGAGGCAAAUAGGCCUUACGAACAGGAAUUUGUAAAAGAGGAACUUGAGAGAUAUGCUGCUGAUCCUGUACAAUCUUGUUUUGUUGAUGAAGCAAGCUCUGUAGGUGACUUCUCAAUGGUAUCAACUGUAGCCACUGAUCAAACAAUCAACGUAGGGGAUGUAUACAAAAAGCAUAAUUUUUCCUUGAAUACAGAUGCCAGAAAAGAAUUACCAAUUGAUUCCUACAAAAGCCAAAUCUUAUCCAGGGUCGAACAGAACCAAGUUAUCGUAAUAGAGGGACCUACUGGAUGUGGUAAAACGACCCAAGUACCCCAAAUGAUUAUGGAUUUUCUCAGGGAAAAGAAUCAGUAUUGUAACAUUGUCGUGACGCAGCCUAGAAAAAUUGCUACGAUCAAUGUGGCAAAACGCGUUUGUGAGGAAAGGGGAUGGACUUUAGGGACGGUUUGCGGUUAUCAGGUUGGUUUAGAAAAAAAGGUUUCUCCAGAAGAAUUGAUAACUUACAUGACCAUCGGGGUGCUUCUGCAAAAACUAAUUAGAGCAAAAAACUUACGGCAAUACACCCAUAUAAUUAUCGAUGAAGUUCACGAGAGAAAUCAGGAGUUGGACUUUUUGCUCUUAAUUGUUCGCAAGUUUCUUUUCACCAAUUCGCCACAGACGAAAGUUAUUCUGAUGUCUGCCACAAUAAACGCAUCCGAUUUCGCGUUUUACUUCAGAAAACGGAUCGCGCAACAAAGCAUCCCCGCUCAUAUUGUGACAGUGACCAAACCCAGCCUAUACACUACGAAACUGUAUUAUCUUGAUCAAAUGGCACCAAUUAAACCAGAGAACAUACAAUUCGACCUCUCCAACCCGGAAAUCUCACAAGAAAUCUGGGGUACAUUCGCCUUUCUAGUUAACGUUUUCGAUAAAUUAACAACCGAUGUGGAACUGAACUCCGAUAGCGUUUUGGUAUUUUUGCCCGGCAUAAAUGAGAUCGAGGAGGCGCAUAAAAUAUUGAAAAAAGAAGAGGAAGUAAACAAGGACAAAAAACGGCUCAAAUGGGAAAUAAUCCCAUUGCAUUCGUCGUUACCCAAUGACGAACAAGCGUUGGCUUUCAGGCCCGCCAAGCCGGGAUAUAAGAAGAUUAUUUUAUCUACGAAUAUUGCCGAGAGUUCCGUCACGGUACCGGAUAUUGGUUUUGUGAUUGAUUUCUGUUUAACAAAAGUGAUGACGGUGGAUCCGAUAACGAAAUUCAUGAGCUUAAAGUUAGAAUGGGCUUCUCGAGUCAAUUGCGAGCAAAGGGCCGGAAGAGUGGGAAGAACCUGUAAUGGUAGAGUUUAUAGGCUCGUCACUGAAUCCUUUUAUAAUUAUGAAAUGCAAAAAACGAGCGUACCCGAAAUACUACGAGCUCCUCUGGCCCACGUCGUACUACAUACGAAAAUGUUGGAGCUGACCGAAUCGCCCUCCCAAAUCUUGGCUUUAGCCAUGGACCCGCCAAAUUUAAAAAAUAUUCAAAGCACCAUUUGGGAACUUAAGGAGAUUGGCGGUAUGUUAAAUACUUGCCGAGGCAUUCCGUGUAGUUCCGAUGGAGAUCUGACCUUCUUGGGUCAAGUUAUGGCCACUCUACCGUUGGACGUGCGUUUAUCGAAGCUUAUCGUUUUAGGGCAGCUGUUUAGCUGUUUGGAGGAAACAAUUAUUAUCGCCGCGGGAUGUUCCAUACAAAAUAUAUUUUCCAUUCCGUUCCAAAAGAGGCUGGACGCUUAUAAAAAGUUGUUGCUUUGGGCGGACGGGUCUAGUAGCGAUCCGAUUGCUCUAUUGAAUUUAUAUGGGGUUUGGAAAAAUCUAAUCCGAGAAAACUCCUUCCAAAGCCACCGUGAGGAGUUACAGUGGUGCCAAAGGAACCUGGUGAGCUUAAAAGGUUUGCGCGAGUGGAACUUGUUGAUUACAGAAAUAAAGGAGAGAUUAAACCGGCUGCAGCUGAAAGAAACCUCGGGUCCUGGCAAGGUUGAGCUUUCUAUUGUUGAAAAACCCACCGUUUUAAAGGUGGUUAUGGCGGGCGCUUUUUACCCAAACUACUUUAUAAAAUCGUCGGAAGGAAACCCAAAUGCGGAAAGGGAAGCGGUGAAAGUAGUUGGGAGCAGAGAUCCCUUUUGUACUGUUUAUUUUACAGGACUGGAUCCACAGCAACCGGGCAAAAUUUACGUUAGACAAAUCAAGAAUAUGAUUACGGAUAAGGGAGAAAGUUGCUCGGAUGUUAAUAUAGGAUUCGACGGAAGCACAAAAAUCUAUAUAGAAUUCAAAAACCCUAUAAAGGAAGGCAUUCCUGUAAAUAUCGACGGAUCGAGGAGACUGAUGAGCUGUCCGGGCAAAGUGCCACGCCAAGUCUACGAAAUGCUUAGAAAAAGACAAUUAAAAUACAACUUUGAGUUGAAAUGUUUACCAGUCGCCAAAGCAUGGGAAUUUGCCGAAUCCAGGGGCUCAAGGGGCAAUCGCAAUACCGUUACGGAGAGAAACUGCUUUUCUAGUAUUAACUAUUGUCCCAUUCCCGCCAUGAGUAUCCAGUAUUCUGAAAUAAUAAUUUCUUGCCACAUUGACGCCGGUCAUUUCUGGGCCCAAAACCCGGACGAGAAGACCAACGAACUGCUGCAGCAAAUAGAGGAAGCCCUCAAUGGACAGGAAUUGAUUAAAGUCGACGAGGAGCUAAAAAUCGGUAAAAUUUACGCGGCGAGGUAUAAAGAUGAUGGGCGGUUUUAUCGGUGCAGAGUUACCGCGACCGCUGGCCGAAUAAACCAGAUAAUUUUUAUCGAUUACGGAAAUCUACAAGAAGUAACGCGAGACGAACUGUACUACAUCCCUCAAAGACCGCAAUGCUACACGGUUCCGCUCGCUUUUGAAUGCGUCAUGUACGGAAUUAAACCGGCUUAUAGACAUAACCCGUUAGGGAUAUGGCCAGAAAAUAUUAACAGGCUGUUUAAACAAUGGACUGACAACGUUGUUUUAUAUAUUGAGAUAUAUUCGGUGGUAAAUGAGGUGGUAGAACUGGAGUUGUACAGAUCGGUGCAAAAAGAUCGCUCGAUCAACAGAUACUUGUUGGAUCAGGGAUAUGCUGAUCCUUGUUCUCCUAGUUUUUUGUCCAAGCAAAACCACGACUUGCGCCUUCAAAUACAACAGUCAAACAAUCCGCCGGAAGAGGAGAUGCUCAUGACCGUCGACCAGAUCGUCAGUUACACGGACUUCGAUUCGCCGGAUAUAUCCGGACGCGAUUGUAUCCGGGUGCCGUUACGAGGACCGUUUAAUCCGUUGGAAACGAAACUUUUCGGGUGUACCAUCAGAGGAUGUCCCCCCAGUGUGGACAUCGAGGGAAAUUCCGUCAAUGCCGUUAUGUUGGAUACGGAGCCGGGCAGUUUACACUCUAGAUUAUUAGUAGCGGGCAACAUAAACCAAACCCCGGGUAACAAACUGAAACUGAGACAGACCACUUUGAUGCCAAACUUGCCUGGUUUUCCCAUGCUGAUGGCCGCCAUAUUCUCACCAGUGAUGGAACCGAAACUGACACCCGAUAAAUCCCUAGUGGCGGCCAUUUUGUGCGGUUUAGGUUACAACGAGUCGACUGGAAAACCUUUGUAUCCAGUGCACGAUAUGCUAAUAAAACUGGACACAGAACUGACCGUAGAAGAAAUUCAAAUGGUCAAUAGGCUCCGAUAUAUCAUGAACACCGGGAUCAAGCUGAUGUAUGACAUCGAGCAAAACAGGACUCCCGAACGGGAGUUUUUGAAUAUUCAGUACAAGAUCAAGGAUCAUUUGUUCCGUUUAAUUAACAUGGAAAGAGAUCCGAUAAUAAGGGAUAACAUUUAUCCGGAACACACCUCGUGGGGGCGCCACGGUGGCAUGGGUCUCUUGCAACCUAGUAUGGAGAAUGACCAACAGGACAUCUGGAAACUGCACUGGUUUAUUAAAGUGGUCAGGAUGUCCGCUUAUCAGAAACAGAUCACGAAGAAUUUAGAGGAUAUGCAGAAUUACACUUAUAAUGUGAAACCAUUCGAAGAAGUCACUUGUCAACUAUGCGACGUCGAGUGUCUUUUCAUAGACGAAUUGAGAUACCACUUGAUCUCUUCCGGUCACAAAAAACGUGUGGCUCUCUUUAACGAAAGUCUCGAACAGGACGAUUCCAGUUCCGAGGAAUAAAUAACAUAUUUUAUAUUUUGUAGAUUAGUGAAUUUAGGUUUAGAUUUUUUUUAUGUUUUUGAUUCGAGUUUAGAUUUAUUUUUAUAUGAUUGUAUCAAGGAUUUGUUAUUAUGUUUUUAUCAAAAGUAUGUUUCUUGAAUUAAUAAAACGUGUUAUGUUAA
Messenger RNA from Anthonomus grandis grandis, 4624 nucleotides. Its product is annotated as probable ATP-dependent RNA helicase spindle-E. Lineage: Eukaryota; Metazoa; Arthropoda; Insecta; Coleoptera; Curculionidae. Gene Ontology annotation, cellular component: intracellular anatomical structure. Gene Ontology annotation, molecular function: RNA binding; ATP binding. The record is from RefSeq and is a predicted model, not a curated record. The transcript has 23 exons. Bases 414 to 4463 code for a protein of 1349 amino acids.